Malaya genurostris is the source of this 1807-nucleotide messenger RNA. Its product is annotated as elongation of very long chain fatty acids protein 4-like. Gene Ontology annotation, cellular component: endoplasmic reticulum membrane. Lineage: Eukaryota; Metazoa; Arthropoda; Insecta; Diptera; Culicidae. Gene Ontology annotation, molecular function: fatty acid elongase activity. The transcript is spliced from 4 exons. The record is from RefSeq and is a predicted model, not a curated record. Gene Ontology annotation, biological process: fatty acid elongation, monounsaturated fatty acid; fatty acid elongation, polyunsaturated fatty acid; fatty acid elongation, saturated fatty acid. The coding region runs from base 471 to 1364 and encodes 297 amino acids.
UGUUUCAUCUUGAUCUCGGAAGGAAUCACUAAGAAGAGAGGUGGGAUAUAUAAAUUCUCAUUCACCUCCAGGCACCAAUUAGCAUGUUUAGCGUGCAACAAUGAUAUUACCCGGCCAAUUUUUCACCCAAGAUUCUGGAUUCUGCUACUACAUAUAAAGUAAAGCUUUUUAGACUGUAGUAUAUAGCGUUGUUUAAAUAAGUUUGUCACCCCGAGAAUAAUUUAAUAGUGCUUGUGUUAGUAGCCAGAUCGGACACGGAAACACAACUGUUGAUUCCGCACGCCCUUUAAGCAGCUUCACCAGCAUGUGUUUAUUCAUUUGAACAGGUAGCGUCGUCAUAUUCACUGAUAAAGAGUUAUACGAAGCCAUCCCAAGCCAGGGCACACUUGCAGUUUCGCAGUCCGGUGUUUUAUUCUUGAGAGAACUGUUGAACUGUUCCGGUGUUAAAAAGUAGAUUUGGAUUGGAAUUCAUGGAUUCGACAAAUAUAACAAGCCACUGGCUUCAAAAUGUGAACGGUUUAGGCGGAAUGUACAAUUUCCUUGUGUAUGAUUUAGCAGACCAUAGAACGAAGGAUUUACCGCUGUUGCAUAAUCCAGCAUGGAUAGCUUCUUUUCUCGUGAUAUAUCUGCUGCUAGUGUUGCAUUUAGUGCCAAAGUGGAUGGAAGAUCGAAAGCCGUUCAGACUGAGAGAAAUAAGCAUAAUUUACGAUAUUUGUCAAAUUAUCGGUAGCGGAACAUCCAUUGCUUUAUAUUUUAACUAUGGAUGGAACUGGGACUUUUUCUGGGAAUGCAAGGCGCCCGAUUUCUCCAAUGAUAUUAAUUCGAUUGGAUUUGCCCGUGCAGCUUAUUUUACGUACUUACUCAAACUAUCAGAAUUGAUCGAAACAGUGAUGUAUGCACUUCGGAAAAAGAAUAAUCAAAUUAGUUUUUUCCACGUUUAUCAUCACUGUUAUGCCGUAAUCACUGCCUCCGGGUUCGCGAAAUACGGAGGAGGAAGCAUGCUGAGUUACACAAUCAUCGUUAAUAGUAUAGUUCAUGUAUUCAUGUACUCGUACUAUCUGAGUUCUAUCUUUGCAAAACAGUUGCCUUUCAGUCUCGUUCCAAUGAAGAAAGUUAUUACGAUACUACAAAUUGUUCAACUGACGAGCGUGUUGGUGAACUUGUGCUAUGCAUUGGAUACAUCAUGUCCUGUUCCAGUACUACAUUGCAUGUUCCACGGUCCAAAUAUGGCUUUGCAAAUUAAAUUGUUCGCCGAUUUCUACAAAGCAACCUACAAAUCGAAGAAACCUAUCACGAAAACCUCCGACACAUCUGAAGCUAUCGCGGCAGGAACGCAGAGUGCACAUAAACAGAAACAAAUGUAAAGCAAAAUUAGAAUUAGUGUGUAAUAUUAAACCUAGUGAUUUUCCAAAAAUUGUCGAAGAUCAAUUGAAUUAAUAUCUGGACUGAAGCCGACUUCAUUAAAAAUAGGAAUAAUAUUGAGUCUGCCUCGAAUGAUAAUUUGUUAGUGUCUAUAAAUAACACAAAAUACACUAGAUACUUUUUUAAUUUCUACGGUAGGUAAACAAUGUUUCAAAACAUGCAACCUUUUAUGAAUAUGUAUUAUCAUGAAUGUUUAUGCACGACGUUCAGUUGAAUGGAAUAUGGAGAACCUAACAAUAUUAGCAUCAUGAAAAAAACGCUUAAUGCAUCAUUUAGGUUGUACAAUUGCAUCGGUUUAAUAUUUUAAAUAAUUUUGUGAAGUUUAUUGAGAACCCACGUCAACUAAAAUGAAUUGUUCUACAAAUAUUUCGCUCUUUUUUAUUAU